Molecule: messenger RNA, 1679 nt
Organism: Oppiella nova
Lineage: Eukaryota; Metazoa; Arthropoda; Arachnida; Sarcoptiformes; Oppiidae
Source: the annotation of a GenBank genome assembly
UGGUGUGACAGGCGUUGUGCCAAAUCAGUGCCAAAUGAUAGCCAGACAUUGCAUUUGAAGCAAAACUCAAUUUUCUAGUGACUAACACAUCAUCUCUUCAUCUCAUUUAUUGAACACUUCUUCACCACUUCUGCUAUCAAUCAAUGGCUUCAAUCACUUCCUCUUACUUCUCAUCCUCAAGACUAUUGUGUAAUGUUUUCGACAGAGUAUUUGACGUCAAACUGAAGCCCAAAAACUUGAUUAAACCGUCGAUCAGAUGGACGUCCAACACAUCCAAGACUCUCAUUCCGUCCUCUUUAUGUCCAUUACUUUCGGUAAACACUGAGAAGAGGACUAAAUUGCACUCAACUUUGGCGAGCGUUAGAUCCCAUAAAUUGGAUGCGAGUCCUAUAAGUCAACGACUGCUAAGCACCUCAUUAUACCACCAAAAGUCAUCCCCUGUUCAACAAAGCACUCAAACACAUCAAUCAAAAUCUACAAAUCCUUUCAAAUUGGCUGAGAAUGACUUAAAUAGUCUUUACGCUGAUAUCCGUAAAGAGUUGUGGGCCGAGCGCCCAGAGCUCGAGGAGAUUGCCGGCUAUUACUUCGAUGGUCAGGGAAAGGCCUUCCGUCCGAUGGUAGUCGUGUUGAUCGCGCGGGCCCUCAAUCAUCACAUCCAUAGAAGGCCUGAUUUACUCGAAUCUCAGAAGACGGUGGCAAUGGUGACCGAAAUGAUUCAUACGGCGAGUCUGGUUCACGACGAUGUCAUCGACACUGCAGACACCCGGCGCGGGAAAGCCAGCGUUAAUGUGCUUUGGGGUCAGAAAAAGGCGAUUCUUGCCGGCGAUUACAUCCUCUCGCGAGCCUCGCAAAUGUUGGCCAGACUUCAGAACGAAGAAGUGAUCUUAGUUUUAUCGCAGGUAUUGUCGACUGUUGCGUGUUGUCGGCUGUGUAUGUCUGACCACUACUCUAACCUACAGGUGCUGCUGGAUCUGGUUCAGGGAGAGUUCAUGCAAAUGUGCUCUAAAGAGGAUGAAAACGAACGCUUCUCUCAUUAUAUCCACAAAAGUUUCAAAAAGACUGCGAGUCUUAUCGCGUAUACGUGUAAAGCAGUGGCUCUGCUGUCGGGCGCUAAUCAGGCCUUCCAAGAGGCGGCCUUUCAAUACGGACGCAAUUUGGGGAUUGCCUUCCAAUUGGUGGACGACUUACUGGACUUUGUCUCGAGUCAGGCAGAGUUGGGCAAACCGGCCGCCGCUGACCUCAAACUGGGUUUAGCGACCGCUCCGGUGCUGUUCGCGUGCGAGAAGUUCCCGGAACUAAACAUUAUGAUUAUGAGACGAUUCUCGGAACCGGGAGAUGUCGAGAAGGCCUACGACGCCGUUAUGAAGAGCGACGGCUUAUAUCACACGCGAAUCCUGUCGCGAAAGCACGCGGACGAGGCGUUGAGGCACGUGUCGGGCUUUGCAGACUCACCCGAAAGACAUGCUCUCAUCUCUCUGACCGAACUGACACUCAAUCGCAAGAAGUGAUCCUUAGAUACGAAUUUGUAAAUAGAGUUAAAGUUAAUUGAAUAGAGUUUAUAACGCCUUUUGAUCACACAUUUGGUGUUCGGAAGUGAAGUGCCAUUCAUUUAAAGUCUUCCCAAUUAUAUAUUCCUCAAUGUUUUGAGACAAUCGAUGUCUGUCUCGACUGUUAUUUCU